AAAGGUGAAGUAAAGAAAAUGAAAAAUUGAGGGCUGUAGGAUGGCAAAUUGGCCAUGGCAUCUGUGUGAAGGGUUUCCCCGGUGUCUCGUGAGCUCAGUCGUAUCCUCCCUCUCCCCAAUUUACAGGUAGCAGAAGCCACAAACAUCAUCACAAUGGAAUUGGCGGACAAGGCCGUUGGAUUUCUGUUAUCCUACAUCAGUUUGUCGAUAUUCACCUAUUACACAUUUUGGGUCAUUAUCCUGCCGUUUGUAAACAACGAUCACUUCAUCCACCGGUAUUUCCUCCCACAAGAGUAUGCCAUACUAUUACCUGUAUUUGCUGGCAUGGUGCUUCUCUGCUUUUUGUGCAUUUUCAUUGGAUAUGUCAUGUUAAAAUCCAAGAAGAAGAAAGCAUGAUUUAUUUCUUUGGAGGCGAAUCCAAGUGUUAAAUCCUUAUAGUCAUCGUCUUACAUUAAGGUAUUGUUUGGUGUCUUGGAUCGGAGUGGAAUCGAUAACCCACAAUGUUUCACGUAUGUUGAAGGGGGUAGUGAUUUCGGAAUGUUUCAUAGAUCGUUGCGAUGAUAGCUUGUGAAAGCUGAGUUACAUAAUACUGUUUUCUAAGGAUGUCAUAUUUCAUAUGUUGCAAUUUGAGCAUCUCAGAGACGCCCUCGUGUAUUUGUUUACAUUAAUCAGAAAAAGGAAAAAGAACAAUCGAUUUACAAUCGCUCUGAAGCGGCGAAAUAUCAUCUCCUUUUGUUA
Malus domestica (apple) is the source of this 738-nucleotide messenger RNA. RefSeq names its product dolichol-phosphate mannose synthase subunit 2-like. Gene Ontology annotation, molecular function: enzyme regulator activity. Lineage: Eukaryota; Viridiplantae; Streptophyta; Magnoliopsida; Rosales; Rosaceae. Gene Ontology annotation, cellular component: endoplasmic reticulum membrane; dolichol-phosphate-mannose synthase complex. The record is from RefSeq and is a predicted model, not a curated record. Gene Ontology annotation, biological process: GPI anchor biosynthetic process.